AUGGGUCUUUCAUUAGAUUCAGGCGGGCAUUUAACUCAUGGACACUUUUUAUCUUUUUCAGGACAUUUUUAUAAACCAGUUUUUUAUCAUUUAAAUCAAGAUGGCUUACUAGAUUAUCAAGAAAUUGAACAAAUUGCCUUAAGAGAAAAACCAAAAGCCAUAAUUUGUGGUUAUUCAGCAUAUUCAAAAACAAUUGAUUUUAAAAAAUUUAGAGAAAUUGCUGACAAAGUUGGAGCUUAUUUGAUAGCAGAUAUAGCUCAUAUUGCUGGUUUAAUUGCGACAAAUAAUUAUCCAACUCCGGUUGGUUAUGCUCAUAUUAUUACUUCGACAACACACAAAACUUUGAGAGGACCUCGUGGUGGGAUCAUUAUGACUAAUGAUGACGAAUUAGCUCCUAAAAUUGAUAAAGCUGUCUUUCCUGGGCAACAAGGUGGGCCAUUGAUGCAUAUCAUUGCGGCUAAGGCUCAAGCUUUUGGUGAAGUUCUAACAGAUCAAUUUAAAACUUAUUGUAGCCAAAUUAUUAAAAAUGCAAAAGCCUUUGCAAAAGUCUUUAUUGAUAAUGAUGUUGAAAAACAAAAAGUAGAUCAAGCGCCUGGUUUUUUAAUCAUUUUUGCAGAAGGAGUUGUAAAUUUUAUUGAUAAUCUUUAUGAUGAAGCAACUGAAUCAAAAUUAAGGAUCGUAGCAACUAUUCAUACAAGUUAUAAAUUAAGUGAUAAGCAAAUUAAAGAUAUUGAAGCUAAGUUAAAAAAAGAUUAUAACUGCACUAUAGAAAUAGUGGAAAAAAUAGACGAUUCUUUGUUGGGAGGAAUCAAAAUAUUUAUUGAUAACCAAAUAAUAGAUUAUUCAGUUAAUAAACAAUUAGAAGAUAUCAAAGAUUAUUUAAUAAAGGAGUUUGAUGAGUAA
This is a messenger RNA of Stegodyphus dumicola, 903 nucleotides long. RefSeq names its product serine hydroxymethyltransferase-like. The record is from RefSeq and is a predicted model, not a curated record. NCBI's taxonomy places the organism in Eukaryota, Metazoa, Arthropoda, Arachnida, Araneae, Eresidae.